GGCUCUUACCACUUCCUCCUCAGACAGGGGUAGCUGGAGACAAGAGUCACAAGCACAGUCUGCCUGUGCGACUUCAACUGCCCAGAAAUCAUCAUGGACCCGAGGAAACCCAGGAGAAAUGCGCUGGCGGUGGCUCUCCUUGUCAUUUUCCAGGUGUGCUUCUGCCAAGAUGAGGUCACAGAUGACUACAUUGGUGAGAACACCACGGUGGACUACACCCUGUACGAAUCGGUGUGCUUCAAAAAGGAUGUGCGGAACUUUAAGGCCUGGUUCCUGCCUCUCAUGUACUCGGUGAUCUGCUUCGUGGGCCUGCUAGGCAAUGGGCUGGUGGUGCUCACAUACAUCUAUUUCAAGAGGCUCAAGACCAUGACGGAUACCUACCUGCUCAAUCUGGCCGUGGCGGACAUCCUCUUCCUCACGGUCCUUCCCUUCUGGGCCUAUAGCGAAGCCAAGUCCUGGAUCUUCAGCGUCUACCUGUGUAAGAGCAUCUUUGGCAUCUACAAGUUAAGCUUCUUCAGCGGAAUGCUACUGCUCUUGUGUAUCAGCAUUGACCGCUACGUGGCCAUCGUCCAGGCCGUGUCGGCCCACCGCCACCGCGCCCGUGUGCUUCUCAUCAGCAAGCUGUCCUGUGUGGGCAUCUGGACGCUGGCCUUGUGCCUUUCCAUCCCCGAGCUGCUCUACAGCGGCCUCCAGAAGAACAGUGGCGAGGACACGUGGAGAUGCUCCCUCGUCAGUGCCCAGGUGGAGGCCUUGAUCACCAUCCAGGUGGCCCAGAUGGUGGUCGGCUUCCUGGUGCCUAUGCUGGCUAUGAGUUUCUGCUACCUUGUGAUCAUCCGCACCCUGCUCCAGGCGCGAAACUUUGAGCGGAACAAGGCCAUCAAGGUGAUCAUCGCUGUGGUGGUCGUCUUCAUAGCCUUCCAGCUGCCCUACAAUGGGGUGGUCCUGGCCCAGACCGUGGCCAAUUUCAACAUCACCAAUAGCAGCUGCGAAACCAGCAAGCAGCUCAACAUCGCCUAUGAUGUCACCUACAGUCUGGCCUCUGUCCGCUGCUGUGUCAACCCUUUCUUGUAUGCCUUCAUCGGCGUCAAGUUCCGCAGCGACCUCUUCAAGCUCUUCAAGGACUUGGGCUGCCUCAGCCAGGAACAGCUCCGGCAGUGGUCUUCCUGCCGGCACGUACGGAACACGUCCAUGAGUAUGGAGGCGGAGACCACCACCACCUUCUCCCCAUAAGGGGUUCCCUGGCCCGGACUAUAAGGACCUCUUCCGGUGCCUUAAGGUGGGGACUGAGCGCAUGUGCAUGGACUGGAUCCACGGAUGAGCUGCUGAGGGAAGAGCAGUUCUGGCCAGUCAGGUUGACAUCAGGGCCGAAGAAACCGCUUAACCCCAACCCAUGUAUGCUACCUCAAGCAAGGUUCAAAAAGACAUGACUGAGAAGUCAGUACUCAAGCCAGGCUGUCCACAAACCAGCAGACAAAAGUGAAAGUUGAGAGGCCCCGACACCUUCCGGAGUGAGGGAUGUGGGGCCGGUAAACAGCCUGGUUGUAGAGUAGACUUUAGAGGCCUCUGAAUGAACCUGCUUCUAGUGUACAGAGAUGUCCCAUAGAUUCAAGGACAGAGGUCAUCUCCAUUGUUGCCAAGCCAACAAGAGGUGGCAACCUCUCUAAAUGCUUCCACAGAGCACCCCUGCCCCACCCUUCUGCCUCGCAGCUGUUCUCCCCAGGAAGGGGAAGGUUUUCUGAGGGCCAGGCCACAUCAUCAGCCUGAACACAGUCCCAGCUGGGGCUCUGGAGGGCGAUGACAAGUACUUGGGCCUCUCCACUCAGAUGGGCACAAGCAGUAGGGAGAAAGGUCACAGAAAUGAGAGAAGGUAACCCUGCUGGCUGACAAAGGCCAGCAGGCCACUUCUUUGUUUUCUGUCAGCAACAGAAACCUUUCUUCGUGUUCUGCUUUCGAGUCAUACAAGCUCAUAUAUUUUACUCAGAGGUAAAUAAAAAAAAUUUCCCUCGAGGAAACAACUUUGAAAGAAGGGAGAAAAAUCCUUGGUAAGUGGCAAGUGAGUGAGCUUUUGGGUGAUCCCCACACCCCACACCCCACACCCCACACCCCACACCCCACACCCCACACUCCAGCCUUCCUUUCUCAGCACUCAGAAACAUGAGGUCACUGAUCCUCUGAGGUGGAAACUGAGUGAAGACAGGAUGUCUGUCCUGCACACACACACUUGCAGAGCCCGCGGGAUGGGAGCCAGGCCCUUGCAGGCAGCAGUACACAUGGGAGGCCACUCUGAGUAAAGAUGGAAAGACCAGGUUGUCCCAGGAAACCCUGUGCCUGGGAACUCAGAGGACCCUGGGGGAGGGGGGGGGAUGGAACACCUGCAUCCUGCUGUGUCUGCUGUAACAGGAUAGGCCGGAAAGAGGCCCAACUCUUGUCAGGCCCCUUCAGACUUGCACACACCCCUCUAAGAACGCCUGUUUGAUGGGAAGCUCAGAUAGAGGCCAUGGCAUUCUGGAGUAAAGGAGCUAGGAAUGAGUCAGAUGCCUCUGACGGGUUAGACUCUGCAGGGUGUUUGAGAGCUGGGACCACUCGGUUCCCUCCUUUCUAGCCACUAGUGACAGUAAUUACUGUUACCGGCCUGACCCCUAAGCACCUCUGUAGUGCAUGUCUUAGUCCAUUCCUGUUUCCUGUAACAAAACACUGUGGUCUGCGUAACUUAUAUGCAAUAGAAAUCUAUUUCUAUUUCUCA
Apodemus sylvaticus (European woodmouse) is the source of this 2743-nucleotide messenger RNA. It is a transcript of the gene Ccr7, whose product is annotated as C-C motif chemokine receptor 7. NCBI's taxonomy places the organism in Eukaryota, Metazoa, Chordata, Mammalia, Rodentia, Muridae. The transcript is spliced from 3 exons. Gene Ontology annotation, biological process: G protein-coupled receptor signaling pathway; immune response; inflammatory response. Bases 94 to 1230 code for a protein of 378 amino acids. The record is from RefSeq and is a predicted model, not a curated record. Gene Ontology annotation, cellular component: membrane. Gene Ontology annotation, molecular function: chemokine (C-C motif) ligand 19 binding; C-C motif chemokine 19 receptor activity; chemokine (C-C motif) ligand 21 binding.